Molecule: messenger RNA, 789 nt
Organism: Apodemus sylvaticus (European woodmouse)
Lineage: Eukaryota; Metazoa; Chordata; Mammalia; Rodentia; Muridae
Product: transmembrane epididymal protein 1A-like
Exons: 1
Coding region: 1-789 (262 amino acids)
Source: RefSeq, a predicted model, not a curated record
AUGGGAGGGUUUGAGGGUCAUCUGUUUCCCGGCCUGUCCUUAUUCCUCUACGGACUCUAUCAUGCAGCACUCCUCUCCAGGGCUGUGAUAUGCAACUCUCCUGUCCAGUAUCCACCGCACCGUCCUUGGAGCAAAGGAAGAUGGGCAAGGUUACGGCAAAUGUAUUAUAUCGGCUUUCUGAAGAUUUUGAGUUCUUGCAUUUUAGUAGCCCAAGAGUUGAAUAGCAUUCAAUGGCAGUUGAUUCUCAUCACCAAGAAGUAUCACCUGAGAAACUUCAUGUACCGCAAACAGUGGCAGCAUCUCACUCUCUACAUGUCCUUCUUUCUGAGCGGGUGUGUAGACGUGGUCAGCCAGAACCUGCUGUCCAAGAGGUGUGCAGUUCUGGAGCAAGGUGCUCAAGCGCUGAGCAUGUACCUGUUUUUGCCCCUGAUGGUGUCACAUAUGCAGGACACAGAAGGAGUGGAGCUGCAGAUUCACAUGCUGUUCAUGCAGGCCAUGUUCCUGCUGACCCUAGUGGGGACUGUGGAGCUGUGGGCUCCCAAUGUGCUGCUGAUCUGGAUGCUGAAGGCCUUUCUGUACAUUGUCACCGGUUCCUGGCUCAUACAGAUAGGCUUCAUGCUGUACAAACCAAUCUCUGGCUAUAAAUGGUUGGACGAUGACAAGAACGACCUAGCGUUCGCCACCACUUUCUUCUGCUGGCAUGUGGCCUUCAGUGCCUUCCUGAUGAUCUCUACCUACGGUUUCUCCAUUUUGUGGUAUCGUUACCUCAGGGCUGGUGCUGAUGCCUGA